Molecule: messenger RNA, 3447 nt
Organism: Orbilia oligospora ATCC 24927
Lineage: Eukaryota; Fungi; Ascomycota; Orbiliomycetes; Orbiliales; Orbiliaceae
Exons: 4
Coding region: 1-3447 (1148 amino acids)
Biological process (GO): transmembrane transport
Source: RefSeq, a predicted model, not a curated record
AUGGAGCUCAUUACAGUUCACCUGUUGCUAUUUGUUGGUUUGGCAGGCAUUUCAAAUGCCAUCCAAGUCCCCUUCCGGGAUUGUCUCCGAACUGGCCCCCCCGGCGCUCCACAUUUUCGACCCUUUAGUGUCGAUGCGAAGUUUGGAGACGAGGCAGAUGGGUAUCCAUUGACAAUUGAGGUUCACGGAAACCUCACAGGUCCAGGUCAAGUUAUUAAGGAUUUCGACGAAAGGCAAAAUGCUCUGACGACAUUACGGCAAAAGAUCAAUGUCCUGUCGUAUACCCCUCUGGUCGAAAAUGUCGCCUUCUGCAAAUCACUUACCGAAGGAACAACCUGCGAUGUAUUUCCUAAACCCGAUGCCGGCUCCGAUUUUCAACAACUUCCAGGUUUCAUCACUACUCGCAACCUCUCUAGUUCAUACGCCUUUAGCUCCCUCAUAAACACCUAUCGUAUUAUCCCAGCCGACAAUGAAAGAAUCAGUAUUGGUUGUGUCGAAGCAUCUAUCACCCCUACUCUCGGCAGCGCUAUUUCCGACCUCUUAACUUUCAUCCCUCUUGGUAUCGUCAUUAUGACCGGCAUUGCUACUAUAGUCGCCGCGAUAUUCAACCCCUGGAACGGAACAAAGGAUAUUUUUCAAUGGAGCAGUAAUUAUCGGAGGGACUUGGACAUGUUGCGAUUGAUAACACCCGGGUUUGCGGACUGUUUACAAUAUCUACAAUUUGUGGUUCUUACGGGUGCGCUGUCACUAAACUACCCGGGAUUCUAUCAGCCCGUGGUAGCAAAUGCGGCAUGGUCGGUUUUGAUGUUCAACUUUUCGUUGGUGAGCCAGGAAUCGACACAGAAUCCGGUGGAUAAUAUAUAUUUUACGAGUCACCGGCAUGGUUUGGGUCGGCUUACGCAGCUAGUCGGGCAGGGUGAUCCGUCGGAUGCAUGGGCUGGGUUUAUGGUUAUCUUUUCUGGAAUUAUCGGUGCUACUGUUUUAUUCGUGGUGAUCAUCGCUACCGCCAGAUGGGUCAUGAAACGGAUUAAGCUGCAUGAGAGUGGCGACCUACGAGCCAAGAAUAUUCCCUUUCUUGGAGGGCUUUUGGUUAGGGUGGUGUACAACUAUCUCUUACUGCCUAUAUUAUCCCUCAGCGCCUACCAGCUUAUCUUAUCGGGAAGCAGCCCUUUGUCUGUGGAUAUCGUUUCUGGAAUUGUGUUUGCUGCGGUGGUUGUGGCGGCCGCCUUUCUCGUGAGAAGGAUCAGCACCUAUAAACCUCGGUCUCCACUAUAUGACGACCUUCCAACUCUACUUUUCUACGGACCACUCUACAAUACUUACGAUGAAGCGGCAACUCUAUAUUGUAUCGUAUAUCUGGGAAUCAGUCUUAUUCGAGGGGCAUCUUUCGGAUUCCUUCAACCAUCUGGGAUUGCACAGUUAACAUUACUCGCUAGUUGCGAGAUUGUUCAGAUACUAACCCUGAAUGCCUUCCGACCUUACUCAUCGAAGACUUCAAUGAAUAUCUACCACAGUUGCUUUAGCAUGAGCCGGCUGAUUUCAGUACUAUUCCAAGUAGCCUUUGUACCAAGCCUUGAGGUUGAUGACGCUGUGAGAGGGUGGAUUGGAUAUGUAAUCUUGAUAUUGCAUGGGGUGGUUUUAGUGUUUGGGUUUUUUAUGAAUGCUCUGCAAACACUAGCGGAAGUUGCAGCGAGAAUCGCGGGAGCAGGAGAGGGCAGGGACGGUGCCCAGAGAGGUGGAUUGUCUAAGGUCUUUGGUUCAAGACAGCUUGCGAGGCGUUCGAAUCGCCCUGGCGGACAUAGCCCCGAACUAACAGGAUAUCUAGGGGGUGGUUCUAAUAUGAACGAGGAGAGGAAACCAAGCCUGAUGACAGGAUCUCGUCACGGAGGGUCGAUCUCUGGUAGCUCUGCUAUCUUGCUUGGCCAAGGCAAUGUCCCGGCUCAACAAGCAGUUUUCGCGCAGACUCCUAGUACAGAAUACGCAAGCCCAAUCCAAGAGACAUCCUCCCAGGGCAGAGGCCACCACCAUACAAACAGCGGGAGCACAAGUUUUGGGCCAGCAACGCCUCGGCACUUCAGCGGUCAAUCGUACUUUGAGAAUGUAAAUCCGCAGUCAGCGAUGCAGAGCAUCAACGGUAGCUCCCCUCGCCUGCCUCAGCAACCCGGACUUGGAAAUGCGCUUGCGAAUUUAGACUCCAACGGACGACCGAAUGAGGGCCCCUACUACCGACAACCUCGGAAGAACAAACCGCGGAAUAAUAGCACGUCUGGCUCUAUGGGUGGUGGUGGGGAUUGGGACGCUGCUGGCCCGUCGAGCUUUAAAUAUAACGGGCCUGCGGACUAUACGACACGGGAGGCACCAGAAGGGUCUUCGAACAUUCAGUUGAAUGAUAUGGAUGAAAACACUAGAUUUGGUUACUCGAACCCAGCACUUAUGGCCGUUCCUGCGCCGCAACAUACGGACUCCAUGGGAUCUGGAAAGAUGCAGGAUUAUUCACAGCGAGAAUCGGACUUUUAUUAUGGAGUUCGAGGGCCUGCACUUUCGGCACAACCUUCGAGAAGGCUGAGGACUGGGCCAGCAGAUCCAACAAGUACAGUAGCGAGUGCUACCGGAUGGCUGAAUAAAUUCUCAAGGUGGACAAAGGGGAAGAAUAAGGAGAAGGGAUUCCAAGUCGUGCGGUCUGCGAGAGCACCGCCGCCGAUGAGGUCGGCGAUUGAGGGCGAUGAUGGCGAUGAGGAUGUGAGAGUUGGAACUGCGGCUGGGAAAGCGCGGCAGUCAAUAUCUCAAGAACCAGCUAGAGAUGUUGGAAUGCAAUCUAGAGGGGCUGAUGAUACAUCUUCCAGCGAAGAAGAUACUACAGACUCCGAUUUCUCGGACGACGAUGGGGUCGGGACGCCAAGGCCUACAUCACAACUAUCACCCUUGCCGCCUCAAUUGCCAGAAAUCCAAACGGGGGAUGCGUUUGCGAUGCAGUCAAGGGUGAAUAGCAGGAAGAGUGCAAAGAGUGUGAAGCCCCGAGUGCCUAGGAAGUCGUCUAAGAGGCAAUCUGCCCAUUUGAUCCCUACACCUCUGUACCAUUCCUUACCACAAACACCAGAACGGGUCCAUUCACAACUAUACGAUCCACCCUUGCACGAAAACCGAUCAACAAGCUCUACUCACAGAUUGCCAUUCACGAGGGCAAGCCAGGGCCCAUCGGCUUUGGGAGGGGAAGCAUCUGAAGUUGGAAAUCUAGAAGAUGCGAAUAGCAACUACUCGACUAGUAGUUCUAUGCUUAUAACGCCUGCUAUGAUCGCGGCCGAUGAUGAUGCGAGUAGCAGCCGGCCGGCGAGCUUGGGGACGGUGAAUCGGUAUAAAGUGAGCAUGACAAGUACAAACGAGAGGGUGUUCGGGACAGAGAGCCGAGCAGAGGUUGUGGAUGAGCAUGGGAGGAAAGGAACGUUUUGA